AUGUCUCACUAUGGCAUGGGAAGUAUAAGAUCUCCACCAAGUGAAAACGGUUGUAACGGCGAAACAAGUGAAGUUCGUCGCAACAUCCAAGACGAUUGGCAACGCCGUGACGAUAUUCUUUUAUUGACAACCGCUAUUAAACGUCUGGUUGAUUUUCUAAAUCAAUUUGAAUCUUCAUGUCGAUUUCGUUUAUCGACAUUAAACGAAAAACUAACAGCGCUUGAACGACAUGUUGAUUAUCUCGAAGCACGAGUUAGCAAAGGCGAAACACUCAAUUAA
Messenger RNA from Rotaria socialis, 279 nucleotides. Lineage: Eukaryota; Metazoa; Rotifera; Eurotatoria; Philodinida; Philodinidae. The record is from the annotation of a GenBank genome assembly.